Messenger RNA from Dacryopinax primogenitus, 741 nucleotides. RefSeq lists its product as uncharacterized. Bases 1 to 741 code for a protein of 246 amino acids. The transcript is spliced from 3 exons. The record is from RefSeq and is a predicted model, not a curated record. Lineage: Eukaryota; Fungi; Basidiomycota; Dacrymycetes; Dacrymycetales; Dacrymycetaceae.
AUGGUCGACUUCUCCACUAAGCGAUCGGCUACGGAGGAGAAAGUACGACCGACUUCGAGCGGGGGAAGACCAUACAACCACGUAGACGAAGAGAUGACAACGCGACUGCAGAGCAUCCCUCGCGAGAUCCGGAAGAGCGUAACAGAAGGCUACCGCACUACCCCCACUCCCGGCCCCGCACCCCUCCCCCGCCCAGCGGACAAAGACCUCCCCAUCUUCCGUUCGCACAGGGACGACCUCGUCUGGUCUCUCGACCUCAUCUCACCCGAGGCCAUCCGGGGCAAAGAGCUGCGCCCGCUGUACGAACGAUUUGAGCGUUCGGGACCUGACGGUGCCGGAGCUGCGGGGCAGUUGUUCGCCUUGCCAAACUUCCCCGGCCCGAGUGGGGAGAGGAAACGCCGUAUCGAGAGGGAGACGUCGCCCAGUAGCUCGGCUGGGAACUCACCGGUCCAAAGCCCGGCAGGGGAGAUGCAGCUUGACCUCCCAGCAAUGGACGUGGAUAUGGACACUCUGCCCCAAGCAGCGGGGGCGAAGCGCGGUUUCCCACUACCACAGUCGGGGGAGAGGAAGAUCAAGCCCCCACCGAGGAGGAUGAAGAAUGUCCAGUCGGCACCUGCGGGAGGACUCAGGUUUGGUGCCGGGGCGUGGGCGGCUACUGGGCAGAACGAGUUGGCUGAUGUGGUUGACGAGCCGUGGGAAGAGGUGGACUUUAGCGCGUUUGCUAACCAACCUCCUGAGUGA